UGGACGUCUGAGCGCUCCCGGACCAGGACGAGUGCACGCCGGGCCUAGUCCUCUGCGGAUUCCGCGGCAAGGUUCCUUAACGACUGCUUGAAGUUCCCGUGAUUGCCGAGAGGCUGGGCUUCGGAGGAAGGUAUCAAGAAACAAUGUUUCCUUAAAUUUGCUUCUGUAUUUGCCUCAUCAAUGUCAUUCAUAUUGAGUAUCUUAAGAGAGAUGCUGGAAUAUUUUGGUGUUCCUGUAAACCAGGUUUUGCAGAUUUGGGAAAAUAAAGACUAUGGAUCAGCUCGGAGUAUUGUUCGUAUUAUUGGGAAAAUUCUUCCUUUAGAACCUUGUCCCAGGCCUAAUUUUGAGCUGAUCCCACUCUUGAACUCUGUGGACCCAGCUAACUGUGGAUCUGUAGUCCCAUCUUUUGCUGACGUUUUGUAUGUGACGAAUGAUGAAGAAGCCAGUUAUCUCAGAUUUCGAAAUAGUAUAUGGAAAAAUGAAGAAGGGGAGAAAAUUGCUUCUUUCCAUCCUUUGCAACUAGUUGAAGAUCCAUUGACACCUGCUCUAAGGCAUAACAAACCAACAAAAAGUGAUUGGCCUGAAAGUGAAGCUGCAAUUAAAAAAAUAGCUGCCCUUGAAGAUGAGCUAGCUUUUCUUCGCUCUCAGAUUGCUGCAAUUGUGGGAAGGCAAGAACUGAGAAACAGUACAAAUUCUGGCUCCUUGGACUUGAAGAACGACAGACCUAGUGGUUUGGGACACAUGCCAUCAUCAGGGACUACUCAACUGAGUGUCGAACCAGAUUCGUUUUCAAGUUCAGUGUUUCCUUCUCCUCCUCCUCCACCACCGCCUCCUCAGGUUUCUUCUCUACGGCCUCCAUGUUCUCCUCUCGUGCAAACAGCCUCUAAUAAUAUUUGUGCAUCAGAUAAUUCAGCAACUGAAGUGAAAAAACAGCACCCAGAUACUAGGAAAACCAAUUUUAGUCAUCAUUCAAAAAACCAUAAAGAUGUUCCAAACAUGUUGGAUGUUCUGAAGGAUGUGAAUAAGGUUAAGCUACGUGCUAUUGAAAGGUCCCCUGGGGGCAGACCCAUUCAUAAAAGGAAAAGACAAGACUCACCUUGGGAUCCAGUGUCUUUAAUAUCCCAUGCACUUAAGCAGAAAUUUGCAUUCCAAGAAGAAGAUUCCUUUGAGAAGGAAAAUAAUUCCUGGGAGUGUUCUCCAUUUUCUAGUCCAGAAACUUCAAGGUUUGGACACCAUAUUUCACAGUCAGAAGGACAUUGAACUAAAGGAAGAACUGACAAACACAGCAGGUAUAGCCCAAGCCACGAGCUACAGGGCUUGUGUCUGCACCUACAAGGCAGGAUUGCAGAAGUAUGCCAGCAUACGUAUCCCUACAUGUGAAAGGAUCUCACCUCCUGUUAAGGAAGUUAAAUGU
Molecule: messenger RNA, 1414 nt
Organism: Globicephala melas (long-finned pilot whale)
Lineage: Eukaryota; Metazoa; Chordata; Mammalia; Artiodactyla; Delphinidae
Gene: MTFR2
Product: mitochondrial fission regulator 2
Biological process (GO): mitochondrial fission; aerobic respiration
Cellular component (GO): mitochondrion
Source: RefSeq, a predicted model, not a curated record